This is a messenger RNA of Branchiostoma floridae (Florida lancelet), 3626 nucleotides long. Its product is annotated as von Willebrand factor D and EGF domain-containing protein-like. Gene Ontology annotation, molecular function: carbohydrate binding. NCBI's taxonomy places the organism in Eukaryota, Metazoa, Chordata, Leptocardii, Amphioxiformes, Branchiostomatidae. Bases 90 to 3356 code for a protein of 1088 amino acids. The record is from RefSeq and is a predicted model, not a curated record. The transcript is spliced from 22 exons.
CUCAUUUUGGUGUGUCUCAGUCCGUACCGUGGCCGGGCUCCUGGAGUGACCUUCUCGCUCCACGCUUCAGACACAUCACGCCUUCCGUCAUGUCCUCAGGACAAGGUGCCGUGAAGGUCAUUGUUUUAUUAGCGGUCAUCAUGCCUGUCCUUAGCGGGCCCUGGGCUGGUAGGACGAUCCACAACCACCAAGCAUGUGAGAGCAUGACCCUACACCUCGGCUGUCUGCCGGGGGAAGCGUUAGACAUCAGCUUCGCCAACUACGGACACAUCGGGACUAAAGACUGUGGCUCCCCCAUGCCUCCUGGGGGCUGCCGUGCUCCUGACAGCUUGGCUAUUGUCCGGGGCAUGUGCCAAGGCAAGCAACGGUGUUCUGUACCCGCGGCGAACACCGUUUUUGGUGAUCCAUGCCAGAAUGUCGGAAAAUACCUAGAGGUGAACUACGAGUGCAAAGGUUCAGAAGACCCGUGUGAGCCGAAGGAACACGACUCCAUCGACGAUAUUUGGCGGAGCGCCGGCCACAACUCUACCGGCCGUGCAGAGGCAGAGCUUCUGGACGACCAGGGGCUGGCCGAGGGCUGGUACCGGUUCGUCAGCGAGGCCGGAGGUGAAAUGCCCACCGCCUGUGUCCCCGUGAACUCCUGCGGUACCAGGUUCCCUGUGUGGAUGGACGGUACCGUACCGACGGUCAACCAGACCCAGGAUGUUACAGGAUGUAUCAAUCAAGGAGGUUGCUGUGACAGUACCGUCAACCUGAAGGUGAAGAACUGCAGCACGUUUCUGGUGUACAAACUUUCACCGCUGCCUGCCGCCCAUCCCAGCGCCUACUGUGCAGGAGAUCGGGCUCCAUGUCCAGAGGGUCAAGGGUCGCCGAACGGCGGCUUCUAUCCGGCCUGCACUGACAUGUUCCCAAAGCUUCGCGGCGCCCCCACGCUAAAUUACCAAGCCGACCAGACCGAGUCGUACUUUCUGUGCGACUUUGACGGUCCGGACUGGUCCAACAUCACGUGGGUUGUGGAGUGGCUUCUGGACGACACUGUCAUCCUGACGGAACAGAUGCCGGGAUGGGUGCAGACAGCCUAUCUGGACCAGGCUGAUAUCUUACUCAACACUGAGGUGAGCUGCCAGGUUCAUGGACACUUUGUCGGUUCCAACAUCACCACCGUGCCGGACAAGAGUGACCCGUUCUACGCUGGGAUCGUGGUCGGACCACAAGACCUGACGGUCCAUGAGGACGGGGGGCCGGCCAACUUCACAGUCCACUCAACCAUCGCCCUCAACUGUGACGUCAUGAUCGUCAAUAACAACGGAUACCUGGGCCGCCCUGAUGUACUGUUGGACCAGUGUAGCCUGUCGUUUGGCACAGGCAGCUGGGGCAUCGACAAUCCGCAGACGGUGACGGUAUGGGCCAUCCGGGACUUCCAGACUGACGGAGACCAGUACGUGCAGAUAGACGUCAUCCCGUCAGCUGACUGUGACGUCACACCGAGUGGUAACACUCAUGGUGUUCUGGUGACCACUAUCGACCAAGAUACAAGCGAAGCUCACGCUUCGGGUGACCCGCAUUAUAUCACCUUUGACCGCAGGAGGUACGACUGGUAUGGAGUUGGGGACUUUGUUCUGCACAGAAGUAAAGGCCGUCCAUUUGAGGUCCAUUCCCGAGUGUGGCGCUGCUGGGCCGUCUCCUGUAACUGUGGCGUUGCCGUGAGGGAGGGAGAUGACGUCAUCACGAUAGACAUGUGUGACGGUCCCUUCGGCCAGACAGCUCCGGCGGUCCGGCUGAAGAGUCAGAAGGAGCCUGCCAAAGGGAUGCGCGUCACCCGCAGUAGGAGUGGCAGGAAUUUCAAGGUUUCCCUUCCCUCGGGUGCAGAGGUGCGGACUGAUGCGUAUAACUGGGGGAUGAAUCUGCACGUGAAGGUACCCAGCGACGACUUCGGGAAAACGGAAGGCUUGUUCGGCACAUUCGACCACGACAGCAGCAACGACUUCAGAGCCAGUGAUGAAACCAUCUCGGAUUCUAACGCGUUCAGUUGGUCCUGGAGAAUCCCAGCCGGACAGAGCCUGUUCGACAGUCUCCCCGACAAUGCGGACACAGCAGGACAGGCGAUGACCAGUCGGUACGAUGGCUCUGUGCUCUGCGCAUGCACCACCAACGGCCCGAACUGCGGAGAUCCCAACACGGUACCGACUUUUCGGAACGACUUCGACAUCGACAUCACAGACACACUGGUGCAGAGGAGAGCCCGAGGACCCAGGUACCUCCGGUCUACACGAGUCACUGACAAGUCCACCCGUGCUCCGUUCCCAGUGGGUGCCAACGCGACCUGGCCCACUCCGAGUGGAAUCACACUGGAGAACGCCACGGUCAUGUGCAAGGAAGCCGCCAUGACAUCUCCUGCCUUCGCCGCAUGCGCAAUGUUGUCAAACGUGGACGUGUUCUCGGGAGUGGAAGACUGUGUUGAAGACAUCAAGCUGACGGAUAACUUGGCAUUUCUACAACAAGCCGCCAUGCUGAUGGAGGAACUGUGUCGGGAGGAAGCCCUGAAAAACGUCACGCUGUACGACCAGAAGGACGAGAACAGCACCGCCCUCCCCCCUUCGUUCGUGGGUUCCUCCCUGUGUCCGGGCAGGUGCAGUCUCAGGGGACAGUGUGUCAACGCGACGUGCCACUGCGAUACAGGCUACACCUCCUCCGACUGUUCGGUGGACAUGACGAAACCUCCCGCUCUGGUCGCCGUCAGACACGGACACACGUGUGACGUAAGGUCUGGGGUCUGUGACGUCAUCGGUGUCGUCGGAGAUGGAUUCCUAGAUUCGCGGUCUCUUCGAUGUCAUGUGGAGAGACAUACGGACACGGCGAGGGGGCGCCAGCGUUCAGCUCUCCCCGCCACUGCUGCCUUCAUGAGUUUCCGUGAGGUGGAGUGUACAGUGGACCAGGAUGUCCUGAUCAUCGACGGGAACCCAGAUGAGAACACGGGAAUUCCCGUCAGUAACGUCACUGUUGCCAUUAGCAACGACGGUCGUCUGAAUAGCGACAUGCUUCAGGUCACCAUCUACGACUCCUACUGUCAGGAGUGUGACGAAACAGGCGUCUGUCGGCCUAAGGUAAACGCUUGCGAGAUCAAAGGAUUCUGCUACCCCGUCAAUGGGAGCCACCCUGCGGACAACUCUCGGUACUGCAACCCGUCCAUUAACCGCAGUGACUGGACUCAUAGACCAGAUACGGAGGAACAGCAGCCAAAGUACAUAGUCGGCAUUGCAGUAGGUACAGCUGUUGGCACAGUUGUUCUCGUGCUGGCCGUGGCCUUCAUAUUGAAGAUAAAAAAGCAGAAGAGUGUGUCUCUCCAGGCAUCUUGAAAGAAGACGGUGUGGUUAAACAGACCCCAGCAAUGCCUUGAUGACAACUCACCAUCCUGACUACUUUAGCAGACCUGCAGUGAGAGUAUAGCCUCCUUAGCAGGCUGUAUGAGUCUAUUGUCUGAUGAUACAUCAGUUCUAUUGCACUCUGUUUUUUGCAGUCGAAUGACUGCUAUGCCAUCCUUAGAAAGCCUGAAUCAUAGUCAUAGAGACUGGUACAGUGAUCGUGUUCAUCACGCGUGCAGUAGAAUAAAUGGGUUCUGGCAUGUA